Molecule: messenger RNA, 3023 nt
Organism: Poecilia latipinna (sailfin molly)
Lineage: Eukaryota; Metazoa; Chordata; Actinopteri; Cyprinodontiformes; Poeciliidae
Product: microtubule-associated tumor suppressor candidate 2-like
Exons: 9
Coding region: 94-1140 (348 amino acids)
Cellular component (GO): cytoplasm; nucleus
Molecular function (GO): microtubule binding
Source: RefSeq, a predicted model, not a curated record
UUUGACAUUCUUUCUGCAUCUUUCUUUUCACUUCCCGUCUGUCCCUGCUGCCUCCCCAUCAGGCUAAGGGAUGCUGCCGUUUGCUAGCCUAAUAUGGGCCAUUGCUGCUGCAGGCUUCAUUUUCUCCCUCUCUGCUGUCUGGACCAAACGAAUGAGAGCGCCAUUGUAAAAGAGAGGGAGCUGUCCCUGGAGCUCGGCCGAAUCAGGGAUGAAGUGGCUGUUAGUGUCGCGCACUGGGAGCAGCUGCAGCAGGAGAAGGAGGACCAGGAGCGGCGUUUUGAGGCCGAGCUGCAGGGGCUGCGGGCUCAGCAGCGGAGCGAACUGGGAGCGUUGGAGGAGAGGCUGAAGGCUCGGCACGCAGAGGACACCGAGAGCCUGCAGGCCCAUCAGCGAGCUGAGCUGGAGGAGCUCCGUUUCAGACACCAGGAGCAGCUUGAGGAGAUGACAGAGAAUCAUGAGACAUCUUUGACAGAGAUGGAGACGGCCCACAAUGACACUUUAGACACUUUGCAGGAGGAGCACGCAAGGACAGUAAAGAAUCUGAAAAUGGCUCAUGAACAACAGAAAAAGUCUCUAGAGGAAGAGUUUGAGAAAAUCAGACUUUCACUCAAGGAUCAGGUGGACACGCUUACGUUUCAGAACCGCAGCCUGAGAGAUCGAGCAAAACGCUUUGAAGAAGCUCUUCGGAAGAGCACAGAUGAGCAGAUAGUUGAUGCGUUGGCUCCAUAUAAGCAUAUUGAGGAGGACCUGAAGAGCCUUAAAGAAGUUCUGGAGAUGAAGAAUCAACAAAUUCAUCAACAGGAGCUGAAGAUUUCCGAACUGGAGAAAAUACAGGCUGAAAAGAAUGUGCACCUGGAGGAGAGACUGCAAGUGUUGCAGCAGCAGAACGAAGACCUGAGAGAGCAGAUAGACAAGAAUCUAGCUGUGUCCAGGCAACUCUCUGAAGAGAACGCCAACCUGCAGGUGCACGUGGAGAUGGAGAGCAAAGAGAAGAAGCGUCUGAGUCGCACCAACGAAGAGCUCCUGUGGCGUCUGCAGACAGGCGAGCUGAGUCCACACAUGACCCCCAGCUCCUCCCCCAUCCACCACCCAGCCUCUGGACCGGGCUCGCCCGCCCGCCCCCACUCCUACCACCAGUGACUGUUUGUACCAAACAUCUUAUUUUAUCAGUGUUUUUGUUUAACUCUGAAAAAAAAAUUUCCUCUGUUUUAAAGGAAUAUUAUACAAUCAGUGGACAAAGAGACAGUAAUAUGUUCUGUUUGUUUGGGGAGAAUCUCCUUACCCAUUUGAUGCAUUUCCAAACCACAUUUUUUAUUUUUAUUUUUUUUUAUUGUUUUCUUUGACCUCAUGAAUUGUACAGAUGAUUCCACAAAGAGUAAAACCUUAGCAUGUUUCUCCAGCAGGUGAAAGUUCAGAGAGCAUCGCAGUGCCUCAUUUACAUGUUUUCGCCUCCAUCUACAUUUCCCUCUUCUCCUUCAGCUCUCAGGAUGAUGGAUAAAUAAGACAUAGUAAACUCAAAAAACAUGAAGCGCCUUCUGUCAUCCAUUCCCUCCCACCAGCAAGGUCCACCUGGGGGCUUGGCAGUAUUAUCAGAAAAAUCCAACCUCAGAUCUCAACAUUUUCAUGUAGAAACAUUUCAUUCAUCAUGAGUGUAUGAUUUAUACCAAGCCAUCUAACCUCAAACCAUUCAUAACUCCACUUUACUGCCAAUACAGUGUAAGUAUAUUAUGAGUUAUUACUUGUGUAGACUCUGUAGAUGUAUGACUAUCUUUACAGCAUGGGUUGUCUUCCGAUUAGAACAGAUUUUCAGAUUAUUUCAUGUAUGUAUGUAUGAUGAGAAGAAUUAGAAAGAAGCACUUCAAGAUAUUUUGGAGAAGAAGAAACCUUCACUCUCAGCUGAAUUAAAGAAAAGGUAGUCAACUCACACAAAAUAAAACCACCAAAGAUGAAGUUCUUGAACUAUAACACACUGCAUCAGUUACAUGCUUGGAACUCAAUGAAGAACACUCAUACUUCACAAGAAGCCCCUUGAGGGUUUUUUUUUUUUUUUUUUUUUUAACAUUUUGGGAUGUUUCAAACACAAGCUUGAAUGUUUUUAUUUGGAUUUCAUGAGCUGAAAGCUGAAAAGUUUGCCAAAAAGCAUAUGAUAUUCCUUCAUCUAAACCAUUGCAACGUAAAUCUGGGGAUGUGUUUAAGGUUACUGUCCUGUUGGAACCUGUUCACAUUCCAGCAGGAUCGCCCUUAAUUUAGCUCCAUUCAUUUUCACAUCAACUCUGAUAAGCUUGAUGCUGCUACCACUGUAUUCCCACAGUGGAAAUGGUGUUUUUUUCUUUAUUCAACCUUUAUUUGACCACGAUAAAACUUCUUGAGAUCUCAAGAAAAUUUAACUUUAAUACCCAAUUACCUGUAUUUAGAUGGGAUUAAAUCACAUAUUAACUUCAGAAGUCUUUUUUGUUAUUAUUAUUUGUGAACUACCAAUUUCCUUUUAUUUUACAAUUAUGCACUACUUUAAUUUGGUUUAUCAUAUACAGUCCUAAUAACAAACAUUUAAGUUUGUGGUUGCAACGUGAUAAAUUGUUGAAAAGUUUAAGAGGUAUGAAUCCUUUUGCAGCAGCAACAGUUUUUGCUUUAUCUUUUCUGCGCUCUGUUCCAUGUUCUUCAUAUUUCCGUAUGUACAGUUCGAACAGUUAAACUAAUUAUGAAGUCUUUCCAUCAUAUCUGCAGCUUGUGUUCCGGUUUUGCAACAUUUCCUGAGUCACUUAGAAGCAAGAAAUGAACAUCUGAUGCAAUCUUACCUCAUUUUUCAUUGUUUGGAUUAAGCUCAGGAUUUGAGAAAAUGUAUAAGUCAUCAAAGGGAAGCAACUGCCAUGGUUUUUAUUUUAUUUAAAUUUCAUUUAUUUUAUUUGUUCAUGUUUACAUACGGCAACCAGCCAUCAGAAAUCUGUCUUGCUAAAUAUUUCUCUUACACAGGCAUUUAGAUGUUAGCAGUAGGUAGAAAUAUUACAAAAAGGUCUAAGAAAAAA